AUGAUUUGUAGAGAGGAUCUGGCAACUCCUCUUGUUGCAAGUCUAUCUGUGGCUGCAGCCGCAAUGGGAGGUAGAUAUUUGAUUCAGGCAUGGCAGGCAUUUAAGGCUCGCCCAGUUGUUCCUCGUAUUCGUAGGUUUUACCCUGGUGGUUUCGAGCAGCAGAUGACAAGAAGAGAAGCCGCAUUGAUCCUUGGUGUUAGAGAACAUGCUCCACUUGAUAAGAUCAAGGAGGCUCACAGGAGAGCGAUGGUAGCAAAUCACCCCGACAGUGGAGGAAGUCAUUACCUUGCUUCUAAGAUCAACGAGGCAAAGGAUGUGUUUGUUGGUAAACUGAGAGGUGGUUCAUCCAUGUUUUGA
Messenger RNA from Musa acuminata AAA Group (dessert banana), 357 nucleotides. RefSeq names its product mitochondrial import inner membrane translocase subunit TIM14-3-like. Gene Ontology annotation, molecular function: ATPase activator activity. The record is from RefSeq and is a predicted model, not a curated record. Bases 1 to 357 code for a protein of 118 amino acids. Lineage: Eukaryota; Viridiplantae; Streptophyta; Magnoliopsida; Zingiberales; Musaceae. Gene Ontology annotation, biological process: protein import into mitochondrial matrix. The transcript is spliced from 3 exons. Gene Ontology annotation, cellular component: PAM complex, Tim23 associated import motor.